AUGAAUAAUCAUCAUAUUCACAAAGUUGAAUAAAUCAAACCCAUGUCAGAGUCUAAAUUAAAUACCUUAAGAAAAUACUAUGAGCUUACCUUAGAAUAAAAGAAAGAUCUCGAAUAUUUUACUCUUAUCAAACAUUUCAUAAAUAAUUAAGAAGAAUAUCAUGACAGUGAUACUUCUAGUAGUUAAGGUCUUUCUGAGACUUCAAAUACUGUUUGUAUAGAAGGAAGUGCAUAAUAAUAGAUAUGCAUAAAGAUGUUUGAUAUUAUAAAAUAAAUGAAAAGAGCAGUAAAAUAGUCUCAAAAAUUAUGCUCAACUAAGAUCAAAAAAAUAAAUAAGGUCAUAGAAAAGAGACAAAAAGAAAUCAAUAUGUUCAAAAUAAAACUUGAUCUGUUAUGA
Molecule: messenger RNA, 396 nt
Organism: Paramecium sonneborni
Lineage: Eukaryota; Ciliophora; Oligohymenophorea; Peniculida; Parameciidae
Source: the annotation of a GenBank genome assembly